Daucus carota subsp. sativus is the source of this 936-nucleotide messenger RNA. RefSeq names its product mitochondrial import receptor subunit TOM20. The transcript has 6 exons. NCBI's taxonomy places the organism in Eukaryota, Viridiplantae, Streptophyta, Magnoliopsida, Apiales, Apiaceae. Bases 86 to 667 code for a protein of 193 amino acids. Gene Ontology annotation, molecular function: protein binding. Gene Ontology annotation, biological process: protein insertion into mitochondrial outer membrane. The record is from RefSeq and is a predicted model, not a curated record. Gene Ontology annotation, cellular component: mitochondrial outer membrane translocase complex.
UACUUGUCGUCCACCGUCUCGUUGAAAACCCGGGCCAGUCACCAAGGGUUUAUAUUGCUACUAAAAUACAAAGAAAGAUCGAGUUAUGGAACCCUCUCCGGCUGAACUUGAACGCCUCAUCUUAUAUGAGCGGACUCGCUUGAAUGCUGAAGCCCAUUACAUCAAGAACCCUAACGACGCUGAUAAUUUAACUAGAUGGGGAGGAGCACUAGUCGAAAUUUCUCAGUUUGGAACUUUGAACGAUUCAAAGCGGAUGCUUAGCGAUGCUGUUUCGAAAUUUGAGGAGGCACUGGUAAUCAAUCCCAGCAAGCAUGAUACUUUGUGGUGCUUGGGGAAUGCAUUUACUAAUCAAGGAAUUCUGACUCCUGAUAUCCGUGAUGCUGAGAUUUAUUUUAAAAAGGCACGUGAUUGUUUUGAGAAAGCCCUGACGGAGAGUCCAGGAAAUGAACUAUAUCGGAAGUCCUUGGAAGCCACUGACAAGGCACCAGAAUUGCACAUGCAGAUACAGAAGCAGAUGAACACCGGAGGUCCUCCUAAUGCAAAGGACUCGGAGAAAUUAAACAGUGAUUUAAUCUAUGACAUAUGUGGAUGGGUUAUCCUUGUUGUUGGAAUUGUUUCAUGGGUUGCAAUGGCUAAAUCAAAUGUUCCUCCGCCUCAUCCGAGAUAACAAGCCUUCAUAUCUUGAAGUGGAAUCCGCAUCUGUUUAGUUCAGUACCAGCAUGGUAGCUAAGAUCUGCCCUAGAUAUAUCUAUAAUUUAGAUUAUUAUUUUGGACUUUAUUUUAUGCCAGCUUAAUAGUGAAUAUCUACAUAACCUUACAAUGUUGUUCCUAUACGAGCGGCACAAUGUUUUGGUCAUCUUGUUGUCUAAUCCAUUGUAAGCUAAGACCUGCCGCAGAUUUAUCUAUAAUUUAUAUCCCUUGUUUGUUUUGUAAAAA